AUACAAUUCUCAUCAUGGGAAUGUCAGAAUUGCCAUUCGAGAUUCUUACUAAAAUUGCUGAUAACAUAUCGAUAAAUGACAGUCGUUCUUGUGCUCUAACGUGCAAGAGAUGGACGUAUCCGUUUCAAAGGACUCUGUGGAAAAACUUACGAUCUACGAAUAAGCUGUUCUUACAAUGCGACAGAAAUAUUAGAUAUAAAAUUUUCUGAUCUAUUCAGAUUCCUGCCAAACAUAAAGAGCCUGGACCUAGGAGAUAUAAGCUAUCAAGAUAUUGAACCAGAGAUAACAAGAUCAGACAAAAUAUGGAAGUCUCUGAAAAGUUUGAAGAUACAGUACAGAGGAACUCGUAGGAUACAGCCAGAAAAAAACCUACUUGGAUUUAUAAAUGCAUGCCACAUGCUCCAGGAAUUAGAGAUACUUAAUGAUGGAUCCCUAUGUCGUGUAGAGUUUGGUAUCGACGACUUUGACAACAUGCACCAAAGCUUGCAAAACCUAUCGUCUAUCAAGGCUAUAAUACAUCUCAGUUUUGACUUUUCGGCUAUGCUUGACGCAAUCCCAAAUACGACACCAGCCCUUUCCGUGACAUCCCUCGAUAUAAAUUCGAAACUAUUUGAAAACAAAACUUAUUAUAUAAACGGAAAUAUGAAUUACUGGAAUCCUUUGUGGAUGUACUAUUUUGGAUACAAGUAUCCAAACCUGCGUUCCUUAAAGCUAAAUGCUACCAAUAUAGUGGAGAUCCCGAUAAUCCCAGGCAAGAGGGAAACAACCAGAUCUCUUUUUCGAUCCAACCCCAAGGCGUUUCAACAUCUGGAAACGUUCAGCUUGACAACUGACCGAUAUUUCGAGUCUUUUGACCUUAUUUUAUGGGAAGUGCUUUGUAGAUUGAAAGUUUCUCUUAAGCACUUGACAUUAAAUGCAGCAAUAUGGAACGAAAUAGACGAUUCAUACCCAAUGGAUGUCAACAGGAUUCUACAGUCUUUUUCUGAAAAACUCGAAAGUCUUUUACUUACAGGGUUUAUGUAUAACGCUUUCAACGAAGAUACGAUUCUGGAAUUUUCCUAUUACUACCCGUUUUUGACGAAUCUUUGCAUCAGUGGCGAGAGUGUAUUACUCGAUCUGGAUAACCUGCUGGAAAAAUGUGUGGCCCUCAAGCAACUGAAAUUAUGUGGUGAAGAUUUGUACCUUGAUCCAUACACAACAACCGAGAAUCCGGACCUGGAACAGCAUGGACUGGAAAUUUUGACGUUAGGGUCAUGCUUUACAUCCGCUGAAACACUUAAUCGCAUCUCUUUCAGGUGUAGAAGCUUGAAGCAUCUGACUUUGAGUAUUGU
Messenger RNA from Phycomyces blakesleeanus NRRL 1555(-), 1331 nucleotides. RefSeq lists its product as hypothetical. The transcript has 2 exons. Lineage: Eukaryota; Fungi; Mucoromycota; Mucoromycetes; Mucorales; Phycomycetaceae. The record is from RefSeq and is a predicted model, not a curated record. The annotation marks the transcript as partial.